This is a messenger RNA of Oldenlandia corymbosa var. corymbosa, 783 nucleotides long. NCBI's taxonomy places the organism in Eukaryota, Viridiplantae, Streptophyta, Magnoliopsida, Gentianales, Rubiaceae. The record is from the annotation of a GenBank genome assembly.
AUGAUGGCGGUGUGCAAGAGUGCAAAUAAUAAGAUUGUUCCUGUAGUAUUUGUCUUGGUAGAUGAGGAGAUUUUUUCCAGUUGGAAGUGGUUCCUGAAAUGUUUGAAGGAGUUUGUUAUCCAAAACAGGAAGACAUGCAUUAUCUCUAAUCGGCACUUGGGUAUCCUUUCUGCUAUAGACAUGAUGCUCGAACAAUUUCCUAAUAUGGGCAUGCACCGAUUCUGCUUAGAGCACAUCAAGGCUAACAUUGCAGGGAAAUUUCCUGGGCAGAAGUUGAGAUCCCUUUAUCAGAGAGUUGGCUUCACACUGAACGCGACAAAGUGCGUAAAGGCAUGGGAGAAGCUGGCCAAUAAAAGUCCAGCAACUGCACAGUGCCUUGAUAGUAUCGGAGCAAAUAAGUGGACCAUACUUGGAGAUGGUGGCAAUCGUUGGGUUGUAGUGACCACGAAUGCCUCGGAGAGUUACAACAACGCCUUGAAAGGUGCUCGCCUCUUGCCAAUCAUAGCUCUGAUUAAAUCCUCAUUGUUGAAGACAGUCAAACUGUUUAAUGACAAUUAUGAAAAAAUUGAGAAAUGUCAGACUAUACUCACCCCACACUACAUGGCUAAAUAUAACAAAUGGAUGUUGUGUGGUAUGCGUCACAAAGUUACCGUUUUUAGUAAACACAGCCAGCUGUACGAAGUUGUUACAGGACCACAUGACAAUAGGCCAUGGAAGGGACGCAAGACCCAAGAAGUUCAGUUUGGUGCAGGUAUAUGCACAUGUUUGAAGUGGCAGACAUAA